This is a messenger RNA of Centropristis striata (black sea bass), 1114 nucleotides long. Its product is annotated as homeobox protein HMX2-like. The record is from RefSeq and is a predicted model, not a curated record. Gene Ontology annotation, molecular function: DNA-binding transcription factor activity, RNA polymerase II-specific; RNA polymerase II transcription regulatory region sequence-specific DNA binding. The transcript is spliced from 2 exons. Lineage: Eukaryota; Metazoa; Chordata; Actinopteri; Perciformes; Serranidae. Gene Ontology annotation, cellular component: nucleus. The coding region runs from base 124 to 864 and encodes 246 amino acids. Gene Ontology annotation, biological process: regulation of transcription by RNA polymerase II.
CCCGCACUCUUCCGGGUCGUGGAGGCUCGUCGCACCUCGCGCCCUCUGCGCGCUCUAGUCGCAGCCGAGGAGCGAUGGUGCUCGGAGCGCACAGAGGAGACCGCGGCGGUGUUUCGGGACGAGAUGCCGGGGAGCAUGACGAGCAAAGAGGACGCCCCGGGCCGCAGCGCGUCUUCUCUCACCUUCACCAUCGACAACAUCCUGAACCUGAAGCAGCGGGACAGCGGGGACACGGAGGGGACGCGUGGACAGCAGAGGGACCGUGGAUGUAAGGAUGCUUUACAGGCGCGCUACGAGGAGGUGUGGGACGUCCGGACGACAGACGAGACAGAGCCCAGAGCGCACAGCGCGGACACGCCGUCGCCGCCCGCCAGCUCCUGUCCCGGGGCGCACGGGGCGCACACAGCCGGGGAGCAGCAGCAGCAGCAGCAGCAGCAGCAGCAGUCCUCCGCGGACUCUAAAGCCAUGGUGAAGAAGAAAACGCGCACCAUCUUCUCCAAGAGACAGAUCUUCCAGCUGGAGGCCACCUUUGACAUGAAGAGGUACCUGAGCAGCUCGGAGAGAGCGUGCCUCGCCAGCUCGCUGCAGCUCACAGAGACCCAGGUCAAGAUCUGGUUCCAGAACCGCCGCAACAAGCUCAAGAGACAGCUGUCCACGGACACGGAGGGCCCGCUGGGCGCCGAGCAGCUCUUAGAGGCGGGAAAAAACGUGCAAUUACCGACUUUUUACAAAGACAGCAGCCUGCUCGGCGGAUGUUUGUUGCCCAUGCCUUUCCCCGUCACCGUGUACCCGACCGCCACCGCUGCGCCUUACAUCUACUUCUCCAACACUGGCAAAUACUUCGGCCUGUUCGAUGCAGACUGAUGCUGCUCUCUGUGGGGACACAGGACAUUGUGAGGACCGUGUGAAGACAUUGUGAGGACACACAGUCUUCUCUGUUCUGGCGCUAGGCCUGUCACUUUUUUUUUUCUUUUUUAAAUCAUAAAAAAAAUCUCCCAACUUUGAUGUCAACAUAUCAACUAAUCCAAGACAUGCAUGUGCCACUUUUUGUCCUUAUUAUUAUUAUUAUUAUUAUUAAGGAUAUUUUGAAUAGAAAGUUUAUCGUCAGAAAAGA